Durusdinium trenchii is the source of this 1623-nucleotide messenger RNA. NCBI's taxonomy places the organism in Eukaryota, Dinophyceae, Suessiales, Symbiodiniaceae. The record is from the annotation of a GenBank genome assembly.
AUGAUGAUGGCUCUGGCGUUGGCUUUCCAGCUGAGUGCCGCCUUUGCCGUGUCCACCGGUGCGUCUUCGCCCUUGGUGGACACACCGGCUGGAACGUUGCGAGGGACGCUGGAGGGAGAGGUGCACGUCUUCAAAGGCAUUCCCUACGCCGAAGCGCCAGUGGGUGACCUGCGCUGGCGGCCGCCGGUGGCGGCCAAGCCAUGGGAUGGCGUGCGUGAUGCUUCGAGCUUUGGGAAUUAUUGCCUACAGAAGGAGGCCACCGGCAUUUGGCAUUUGCGCAGCCAGGGUGGCAGUGAAGACUGUCUCUACUUGAAUGUCUACGUCCCUCCCGAUGUGCAGCCUAACGCCUCUCUUCCAUGUCUUGUGUGGAUCCAUGGGGGUGGCUUCGAGCUCGGUGCAGGAGAGCUCUACAAUGGAAGUGACCUGGUGAGCUUCUGGCGCACCCGAAAUGUCUCAGCCUUGGUGGUGACGCUGAACUAUCGCCUCAAUGUCUUUGGCUUCUUGGGCAGUGAGCUGUUGAGAGAUAGAGAUCCUUUGAGAUCCACUGGAAACUACGGCAUGCAGGAUCAGCGCAUGGCUUUGCAAUGGGUGCAGAAGAACAUCGCGGCCUUUGGUGGUGAUCCCAAGAAGGUGAUGAUCUUUGGGCAAUCCGCCGGAGCUGGCAGUGUGUCUGUACAGCUGUCCAUGCCGCGCUCGCGGGGUUUGUUCUCCUCAGCACUGAUGGAAUCUGGAGGCUUCAGCGGUUGGGCUGGCCAGCCUAUGCGCUACAGUGAGUUGUGGAUCUCCCGCGUGAUGAACCACAGCAGGUGUGCAAGCGUCUCCUGUUUGUUGCAGCUGCCGGCGGUCGAGCUGCGCGACGCGUAUCUGGCGAUCCCCAACGGACAGUGUUGCAAGCAGCUCUUUGGAAACCCCAUGAUCCCAUGGGCCCCCACGGUGGACAACGUGGAGCUCUUCGAACAUCCCUUCGACCUGGCGCUGGAGCAGAAGGUUCCUGAUGUACCUUUGGUGCUUGGGACCAACACUGACGAUGGCGCGGAGUUCUUCUCAGAGUUGAACCUUACCAGUGAGGAGUUUCCUGGCCGCUUCAUGGAAAAGUUUGCGGGCCCCGGCGCCUCUGCUGCGGAGAAGCUCUAUGCGUCAGAGGUGCAUCCGACCUUGCAGGGCCUCGGCGACGGCUGGUGGGACGCGGAGCGCGUCGUGACGGAUCAGAAUUUCUUUUGCACCACCCGACGGACGGCCCAGCGGCUCGCGCAGAAACGGCCUGUCUUCCAGUACUUGUUCAACCACUCCGCCAAGAAUGGCCCGGUGGUGUCUCACAACGACGAGCUGCCUUUCGUGUGGCGUGGUUUGAAGAUGCACCUCAGCACCGAGGAGUGGAAACUCUCCGCAGAGGUCGCGAUGUCGUGGUACCACUUUGCUGCCACUGGGAAUCCCAGCACGGAUGUUUUAACAUGGCCGCAGAUCCAGGGCCAGGCCCCGACGCUCAUGUUGAAGUUCCAAGUGGCCUCCCAGGGUGGCAACGAGGUGAUGGAUGCGGGGUAUCGAGAUGAGCAAUGCAACUUCAUGAUUGGUUGGUUGAACCGCAGCUUAGAGCGUUGGGCGCCGGUGGACUUUUACAUUUGA